Messenger RNA from Ictidomys tridecemlineatus (thirteen-lined ground squirrel), 2326 nucleotides. It is a transcript of the gene Fadd, whose product is annotated as Fas associated via death domain. Gene Ontology annotation, biological process: positive regulation of innate immune response; regulation of apoptotic process; extrinsic apoptotic signaling pathway. The record is from RefSeq and is a predicted model, not a curated record. Gene Ontology annotation, cellular component: CD95 death-inducing signaling complex. Lineage: Eukaryota; Metazoa; Chordata; Mammalia; Rodentia; Sciuridae. Gene Ontology annotation, molecular function: death receptor binding; caspase binding.
GGAAGACUGACGGUGACUUCCGGGUUCGAAUCGGAAACCCGAGUGCCGGGGGCUGGGUGGGCGCGGGGCGUGCAGGCUGCUCGCCGGCGCCGCCAUGGACCCCUUCCGGGUGCUGCUGCACUCGGUGUCGGCCGACCUGUCCAGCGGCGAGCUGACCGAGCUCAAGUUCCUGUGCCAGGGGCUAGUGGGCAAGAGGAAGCUGGAGCGCGUGCAGCGCGGCCACGAGCUCUUCGAGGUGCUGCUGGAGCAGAAGGACCUGGAGGCCGAGCACACCGGGCUGCUGCGCGACCUGCUGGCCUCGCUGCGGCGCCACGACCUGCUGCAGCGCCUGGACGACUUCGAGGUGGGGGCGGCGGCGGGGGCCGCGCAGGAGGAGGCAGAUCUGCACGCAGCCUUCAGCAUCAUAUGUGAUAAUGUGGGGAAAGACUGGAGGAGACUGGCUCGUCACCUUGGAGUUUCUGACGCCAAGAUCGAUGGAAUUGAGGAGCGAUACCCCCGCAACCUGGCAGAGCGGGUGCGGGAGUCGCUGAGAGUGUGGAAGAGCAGCGAGCGGGAGAAGGCCACAGUGGCUGGCUUGGUCGAGGCGCUCAGGGCCUGUCGGAUGAACCUGGUGGCCGACCUCGUGGAGGAGGAGCAGCUGGCCCGGCAGCUCCAAAACGGGAGUGACGCUGUGUCCCCAGUGCAGUGGGACUCGGACGCUCACACCUCAGAAGCUCCUUGAUGGGGCUGCCGUUCUCCUUGGGGACCAUGGGAGGGACUUGAUUCUCUGUACCAUGCCCAGCACUGGGCAGUCCCAUCAGGAGCCAGGCAGAGGGCUCCCCCUCAGAGCCACGCUGCAGCUUCACAGUUAAAGCUGCGUUUCCUGAGCCCCUCCUCUGCCAGGCGGGGCCUGGAGUGCGGGUGAGGGAGGGGGCUUCUGCCAUCUUCACUCAGCUUUGGGCACAAAGGCACUCGUUCAGAUUGAGUCCUACCUGUUCUUCAGGUGAGGAAACGGGCUGGAGGGAGGUCAGAACCGGGACAGCGCAUCUGGCUCCGGAGAAGGGCCUUCUAACCAGCGUGUCCCACGGUGACUCCACCGUGGACAAAAGGCACAUUUUGUCCCAUUCUUUGAGGCGACAGGGUAGACCUGGACACCAGCACGAGGUGCUGUCCUGGUCCAGGAGUCAGGACGCCUGGCUGACUCACAGAGCGGCGACAGCAGGGCUGUGAGGGUGACCACAGUGACGCCUGUGGAGUGCUCCUAGGAACUGGUGCACAGCCGAGCUCCUCCACCGUCAGUCCUCGCAAGGAGCCGGUUCCCGGGUCGCAGGUGGCUGUUCUGUGUCAGAAUUACCAUCCAGGCGGUCAUUGGCCUAGCAAGGGGCAAGACCCUGGGCCUCCAGAGCCCUCCACUGAAGCCAGUGCCUUUACCCGGAGCCCUCCAGGCGCCUCUGGAAACCAGUUGACCCAACUGGAGCCUGUUUCCCGAAGAGGUCACGUCACAAAGAACUCCCACUCCCGACGAUGACUUUCUCGUCACGUAUUCUGAGGGGUCAUUCCAGCUGGUGUCAGCAGCUCGUCCUGGGCUCUCCCUAUGGAAAUGGCGGCAGGAUUAUCAUAGCUUGCUCACCCCUAGCCAGAGUAUUGAUCUAAGCCAGAGGUGAUCUGCAGAAGGCAGGUCUGCCACCUGUGGGACCUGCCUGCGCCUGCCAGACAUGGUUAUGGUUCUGGAAUGUUGUCCAGGAGUGGUGCUUUUACCAGGAGUGGGUCGGCCAGGCGUGUGGCGGAGGCCGGGUUGGAAGCUGGAGACCAGCCUCAGCAACUGAGCAAGGCUCGAGGCGGCCUAGGAAGACCCUGUCUGGAACUCAGGGGUAGGGCUGCGGCCUGGUGGUUAAGACCCCGAGUUUGAGGCCCAGUACCAAAAAAGAAGAGUGGCACGGAUCACGUGGCUUUAACCUCACCAGCGGAUUCAUCCGUUUAGCGUGUCUAAUGGUUCAGGUGUGAAGUGUGCCCCCAAGCUCCUACGUGAGACAGUGCAGGGAAGUUCAGAGGUGAAAUACACCUGGUCAGUGAGUUGAUCCCCGAUAGGGGUUGACUGAGUGGUGACUGUGAGCAGGUCGGGUGUGACAGGACAGGUGGGUCCCUCGAGGUGGGCUUCUCUUUGGUCCUUGGUGAGAGGACUUUCUCUCUGCUUCCUGACUGUCCUCUCCUGAGCUGCCUUCCUCCACCACACUCUUCCACCACGAUGUCCUGCCUCACCUCCGCCCAAAGCAGUGGGGUUCGCUGUCUGUGGACUGAGACCUCCUAAACCGUGAGUGCCAAAUAAACUUUUCUUCUUCUAAAAACA